UAUUUUCAUUGAAGAACACAUCUCAUGACAGAAAUAUGACUUCGACAGGUACCUGACCCCUACCGCUUGAUAAUAACUCAAGCGAACAAUUAUUCCUGUGACCUGGUUACACUUGUGAAUCCGCCAACAACACGAUUCAUGAAAUUUAGAACUCCGGUGUGCCAACAAAAACGAUCUAUCUGCUUGCGGUGAUGGUAGUAUUUUUCGCCGAGUCUCCAGAUAAAAUUUCAGAUAUUGCGCAUAUUUAGACGAAAUACCCUAUCUACCUUUUGAAAGACCCUCGCCGAGUUCACCAAUAUGACAGCGGAAUACAAGCACAGUCCGUUGGGCAUCAUCCUUAUAGUAGGAGCUGCUGUAGCCUUCAUCAUCACAGCUAUCUUCAACGGGGCUUCCGGUUCCUUUGGACGAGACAGUGGUAUAUUUUUAAGUUCGAUCGGGAACCUCUCUGACCGCUAUGCCACCGAGAUAACACCCUCAGGCUGGGCAUUCAGCAUCUGGGGCUUCAUCUACACAUGGCAGGCACUGUACCUUGUCUACGGAAUAACCACCAUCUUCCGUAAAUGUGAAGAUGGCUACCUUUACCAAGCGCCGCCUGUCGUCCCAAUCUACACCUACGGUGUCUACGUCAUCAACAUGAUGCUCAACCUCACCUGGAUCUUCUGCUGGGAUCGACAAUGGGUGAUAGCUAGCCUCGUUAUCAUCGCAUUAAUGGUGUUUUCUCUUCACGUGAUGCUGUUUUGCUGCUACAGAGAAUUCGACAAGGCUGCAAUGGCGUUGAUUAAAUAUGGGAAGAGCUACGAAGUUUGGUUGGUUAGGAUAAUAUGCCACAACGCAUGGGCAUUUUACUGCGGAUGGAUCAGCGUCGCUACGCUUCUGAACUUAACAAUCGUCAUGGCGUAUCGCGGCACAGUCUCGGUGCAGGACGCUUCCACUGUUUCCCUCAGUAUCCUAACAGUUGAACUCCUCCUAUAUUUCUGCCUUGAAACUUUCGUAUUCGACCGCUUCUUGCGGUACCAGUUCAGUCAGUACAUCCCAGUGCUCAUCGCUCUGAUUGGUGGGCUGACAAAAAACUGGCAACCGAACAGUAGGAAUUCUAUUUUCACUGCAGUACUGUUGGGUAUCGCCGUAUGUCUGUCGAUAGCUAAGCUGGUGAUUAUGAUUGUGCGGCAUAAAAAAUCCCCCCUAGCAAACCAAAAGGUCUCUGAAUCCAGCACGCAAGUCAAGGGUGACGAGGCGAAAGCUUGAGACCAACAACCGUAAGAUGUCUGAUUAUACCAGGCUGCAUGCUUACACUGAGAAACUCAUGAUAUAUUGAGAAGACGUUUUGUGCCAAGAUCCUUAACCUUGGGUUUUAUAACUAGAGAGACGUAGACCGUAGUUGGCCGAUUUGAAAAAUUUCAUUCCAAAUUACACCGCGCAAAGCGAUGAAUUCUGCAGCAGUUCAGCGUGCCUUUUAGUUAAAAAAAUGAUUUUGGUAACAAUUUAUAUUCAUAGUGCAAGGCUUUUUACUGCAAAUCUUCAAGUGCCGUAUUGAACUUCUAUGCUACCCAUUUUAAACUGGUAUUGAAUUUGUAUAGAUUGCGUAAUAAACUGUUUCUUGUUAUCGAUGAA
This is a messenger RNA of Lineus longissimus, 1611 nucleotides long. RefSeq lists its product as uncharacterized. Gene Ontology annotation, cellular component: membrane. The coding region runs from base 298 to 1245 and encodes 315 amino acids. The record is from RefSeq and is a predicted model, not a curated record. Lineage: Eukaryota; Metazoa; Nemertea; Pilidiophora; Heteronemertea; Lineidae. The transcript has 3 exons.